ACGUGUCGUUAUCAAUCAGCCGUUAUACAACAACCGGUUCUUGCUCCUCUGUCUUACCUGAUCUGGACUCUACGAGACUCCCUCCCCCCUGAAACGAAACAUCUUCCGACCAACCGAAACACUUGUCUCCGUCCUGCAAGUUUCGCUGCAAUGAGCGAAUCCCCAUUUGAUGAUCCGAUCGAACCGACUUCCUUCGACCUUAUCGUCAUCGGAACCGGCCUCCCGGAGUCAGUAAUCGCUGCAGCAGCCUCCACUUCCGGCAAAACUGUUCUCCAGCUUGACCCUAACGACUCCUACGGCAGCCACUUUGCCUCUCACACACUUGAUGACCUCACUUCCUUCCUGAAUUCACAUGCUGCUCCACCUCCCUCCACCGCCGGCGUUACAACUAGUAGUGGUAGUGAUUACACUACAUUGGAUCUCAACCCCCGUUCGCUGUACUCCCACAUUGAGACUGCCAACUAUGCCCCGGAAAUCCUUGCAGAGCAUUCGAGGAGAUUCCUUAUUGACAUUGGCGGGCCGAGGGUGCUGUUCUGUGCUGACAAGGCCAUUGAGCUUAUAUUGAAGUCGGGUGUGGGGUCGUAUUUGAAUUUCAAGGCUGUUGAUGGGAACUUGAUUUGGGAUGAGAGUAGCCGCGGGUUGUGUAACGUGCCGGACUCAAGAGCAGCGAUAUUUAAAGACAAGGGCAUGAGUCUUAAAGAGAAGAAUCAGUUGAUGAGGUUCUUCAAGCUUGUUCAGCGGCACUUGGCGGCAGCCUCUGAUGGUGAAGAAGAUAAUGAGAGUUCAAAGAUUUCUGAGGAGGAUUUGGAGACCCCAUUUGUUGACUUCUUAACAACACGGCUGCCGCACAAGAUUAAAUCGAUUAUCCUUUAUUCCAUUGCAAUGGUUGAUUAUGAUCAAGACAACUCAAAAGUUUGUAAAAGUAUACUCAAGACAAGAGAUGGGAUAUCGCGUUUAGCUCUCUAUCAAAAAUCAGUUGGCAGGUUUCCAGAUGCCAAUGGAGCUUUUCUUUACCCUAUGUAUGGUCAUGGGGAGUUAUCACAAGCCUUUUGCCGCCGUGCUGCUGUUAAAGGUUGUCUUCAAGUUCUGCGAAGGCCAGUGAUUUCUCUGCUUAUGGACAAGGAUAGUGGGCAAUAUAAGGGUGUUAGAUUAGUUUCAGGUCAGGAUUUGUUGAGUCAUCGGCUGGUUAUGGAUCCAACCUUCACGGUCCCACUGCCACCAGCUUCAUCUCCACCAGACCUUCCAAAAGAAAGUCUGAAAGGUGAUAAAAGAAAGGUGGCCAGGGGAAUAUGUAUUACAACAAGAUCCUUGAAGCCAGAUAUAUCAAACUUAUUGCUUGUGUAUCCUCCUAGAUCUUUGUUUUCUGAGCAGGACACUUCAGUCCGAGCUAUCCAGAUUCGUGGUGGAACAGAUGGUGGCGGUUUGGCUGUUUGUCCAUCGAGCAUGUUUGUGUUGUACUUUUCUGCUCUAUGUGAUGAUGCUGAACAAGGGAAAAGGUUGCUACAUGCGGCCAUGAAUGCUCUUCUCACACUUCCUGUUUCUGGAAAUCUUGAAAGUGGUUCCACAGUUCAAAGUGAAGACGCAGAACUAAAACCCACCUUACUUUGGAGCAUGCUAUACAUUCAGGAGAUCACAACGGGUCAAUAUGAACAUCUCAUCUCCACUCCCAUGCCAGAUGGAAAUCUCAACUAUGAUGAUCUGCUGGAUGAAACUGUUCUGCUCUUCCAGAAGAUGUAUCCAGACGAGGCAUUCUUUCCAGAGACACCUUCCUUGCCCGAGAAUCCAGAAGAGGAUAUUGAAGGGCUUAGUCUUGAAGACUGAUGGUGGUUUGCUGUACUCAAGUCAGUGUAUACAUUAUACAGUAUUCUCAAGAAUAUGCAAAUGUGACUUCUAGCAUCUUGUACUUAAAAAAAAAAAAAAAAAAAAAAAAAAAAUUAUGACAUAGCAUCUUGUACUUGUGCACUACAAACAAGAAAAAAUCGUCACCAUCCCUUCUUUUAUUUAUUUAUUUAUUAAUUUUUUUUUUUUGGG
Messenger RNA from Rosa rugosa (rugosa rose), 2031 nucleotides. Its product is annotated as rab escort protein 1. The record is from RefSeq and is a predicted model, not a curated record. Gene Ontology annotation, molecular function: GDP-dissociation inhibitor activity. The coding region runs from base 151 to 1821 and encodes 556 amino acids. Gene Ontology annotation, biological process: small GTPase-mediated signal transduction; protein geranylgeranylation; vesicle-mediated transport. Gene Ontology annotation, cellular component: cytoplasm; cytosol; Rab-protein geranylgeranyltransferase complex. The transcript is spliced from 10 exons. NCBI's taxonomy places the organism in Eukaryota, Viridiplantae, Streptophyta, Magnoliopsida, Rosales, Rosaceae.